Messenger RNA from Pristis pectinata (smalltooth sawfish), 2757 nucleotides. RefSeq names its product autophagy related 4A, cysteine peptidase (gene atg4a). The record is from RefSeq and is a predicted model, not a curated record. The coding region runs from base 397 to 1356 and encodes 319 amino acids. The transcript has 13 exons. Lineage: Eukaryota; Metazoa; Chordata; Chondrichthyes; Rhinopristiformes; Pristidae. Gene Ontology annotation, molecular function: protein-phosphatidylethanolamide deconjugating activity.
ACUAAACUCUAAUGUGUAGUCUCAAAGUAAGCCGACCUCUAGGUUGGUGAGCGGCGUGGUCGCGUUGAGUCCGUGUUGUUUGAAAACGUUGUCGUUGUGUACACGGUGACUAAAAUCCGAGGGUACAACUUCACUUCUGGUUAGUGUGGUGAUGCUCCCAGUCCCCAAGAUUCCGUUUUGGCUAAGUGUGAGAACCAAAUUCCUGGCUUUUCUGAGCUACUUGAGGACUUCCCAGACACUGAAGAGCCUACGUGGAUUCUGGGAAAACAAUAUCACUUAAAAACAGAAAGAUCUGAACUCCUGUCAGAUGUCAAGUCAAGGUUAUGGUUUACAUAUAGGAAGAAAUUCUCCCCAAUUGGGGGGACUGGUCCCUCUUCUGAUGCUGGCUGGGGGUGUAUGCUACGGUGUGGGCAGAUGAUCCUGGCACAAGCAUUGAUAUGCAAACACCUUGGGAUAGAUUGGCGAUGGGAGAAAGGCAAAUGGCAACCUGAGCCUUAUUACCGGAUUCUGCAGUGCUUUCUGGACAGAAAGGACAGUUGCUACUCAAUUCAUCAAAUGGCUCAGAUGGGAGUGGGAGAGGGCAAAUCUGUAGGGGAAUGGUAUGGACCCAACACAGUGGCGCAAGUAUUGAAAAAGCUUACAUUAUUUGACGACUGGAAUGCACUGGCAGUUUACAUUUCCAUGGAUAAUACUGUAGUUAUUGAAGAUAUCAAAAAACUGUGCAAACAUUGGUCUGAGAAUUACAGGUUACAAACUGAUACCUCUCUGUACAGAGGAGAUGUACCCAAAAACCAGACUGUGUCUGUGCACCAUAGGGACUGGAAACCACUUUUGCUGAUUAUACCUCUCCGUAUGGGAAUAAACCACAUCAAUCCGGUUUACAUCAACGCAUUAAAGGAAUGUUUUAAGAUGCCACAGUCUUUAGGAGUCUUAGGUGGAAAACCAAACAAUGCUUAUUAUUUUAUAGGAUUUCUUGGAGAUGAGUUAAUCUAUUUGGAUCCCCAUACCACCCAGCCUGCAGUAGACACAGAGGAUGAUGGGAGUGUGGAUGAUUACAGUUAUCACUGCCACCGAGCGCCACAUCGUAUGAAAAUUACGCAUCUUGACCCUUCAGUAGCUUUAGGAUUUUUUUGCAACACUGAAAGAGAUUUUGAAAACUGGUGUAAUUUUGUACAGAAGGAAAUCCUGAAGACACAAAGUUUCCGGAUGUUUGAACUGGUCGAGAAGCAUCCUGCUCAUUGGCCUCCAUUUGUUCCUGCAACCAAACCUGAAGUACAGACCACAGGUGCAGAAUUUGUUGAGCCAGCUGACAAACUGUUUGAAUCAGAGGAAGAAUUUGAAAUCCUGAAUGUCUAAAGUAUAUGAUUGGACUCCCUCCAUGCAUCAAGCAUUGUUGCUGAGUGACAACAGCAGAGACUCUCCACUGUUUUUACCAAUCGAGCAACCUUUUUAACAAGUGCCUGAUUUCAUAAGGGUAGAAGAAAUUCUGCAGCAUGAUUGAAGAUAAUGAAAUAACUUCCAUUUAAUGAGCAGGUUGCUUGCCAAGUAGUUUACUCCCAACCUCAUGUAUUUAACUUUCCUUUGAACAAAACAAGGAAAGGCAGUUUUCCAAAGAAUGGAUCCUCUUCUGUUUCAGGGAUCUAAUAGAAACAAGUGUUAGUUAGAGAAUAUUCUUGAGAGGAAUUGAUGUUAUGGGGCAGGACAACAUUGAGAAAAAGAUCACUGGAUUCCAGUUGAAGAGGACCUCUGAUAUAGAAAGAUGAUAGUAUAAUGCAGUGCUUGCUGCAUAUUUGUGACAUAGAUGUCAUAUAAAUCAUCUGGAGCCCAUCACACGCUUCAACAGAUGAGGUUUUCCCCUUCUUUACCUGGCUGAGUGCUGGACUGCAUGCCUCGUAUUGUAACGAGGAGUCUUUCUUUAAUACUGCAUUCUCAUUCAAGUCUUCUGAUUUUUUUUGGAGGUUGAAGAAUCUAUGAAGAUUAAUUCUGUUAGUUAAUUUUCAGUAUUACUGUGUAUAAUUCCGUGUAUAUAAUGUAAUCCACUUUUGGUCAGGGCUGUACUGAUUCUGCAUUUACAAUGUAUUUAUAGUGUCCCAUCCAGUAUUUUGUACACUCCAUUAUUGUUCAUUUGUUUGAUAGUCCCAAAAUAUUCAAUACAAUUUUUUGUGUAAUACACAUCCAUGCAAUGUUCUUAUGUACUGUAUCAGUGUUAUUUUUGAACUCCCAAUAAGUUUGUUUGGUUAUUGUUAACUUUGAAAUGUAAAAAGGACAGCAAAGCACUGUACAGUACAAAAAUGCAUGUAAGAUAAAAUUGAUGCAUGUAUAAAAUAUGACAUCUAGGAGCUGGAUGCCAGCUUGAAAAUGUAGCAAAUUUUUUUUAAAGAUAGAUCCCAUUUAGCUGUUGAGAAUUUUAGAUAAUGAUACCAACUUCUCAUGUUAGCAUAGUCUGUCCUGCCCCACGAAACAAGCUCCUUUGUUGUGGUUGGUGCACUGCUUAACUAGUAUGUGCAAACAUGAGUGAGAAGACAUUGAGCUUGUAUGGAUAAUGCUGGACUUAAAACACUACGCAUUAGAACCUCAAUCUCUAAGCUUAGUAGCUUCUUAAAUACUCUUAAGUUCUCAGUCAACCUUACUGGGAAAAGUCUGAGAGGGUAAUAUAGAUAUUACUAACUUUUAAUAAAAUAGAGCUUGAAAUCUUGCUGAAUAUAUCUCUUUGAGAAGACACAGAAAUAAUAAAGUCAUAUCCAUCCUGCUCCUUAU